UGAUCGAUUUGUUGUGGUCGCAGUAAAUAAACAUGAAUCUGGCUGACGCACUUCUGCUUUAACGUCUCAUUUUUGCGCAGAUUAUCCGCUCAGCUAACGGAAGUGUUCUAACUGCUCACAUCGUCUCUCAAAAGCGAUAAAAUACAGCGGAGGAUAUUUAAGCGCGGGUUUCGGGUUUGACGCUAGUGACGAGCGAAGUGACGCUGGCUGUUAACCGAAAAAACAAGUGAUGCUUCGCUGGAUUCUUGGUGGUCGGGAAGCUCAGGGUUCAGUGGAGAAAGGCCCUGUGUUGUGCAUCGGAGAGGAACAGCCCAAAAACUGGUUCACUGAGCUGCAGGUGCUGAAAGGACAUUUUGACAUUGUUCGAUUUCUGGUGCAGAUUGAUGACUUCAGAUGUGCCUCAGCAGGCGACGACGGCCUUGUUUUGGUGUGGAACGUCGAGACCGGGGAGAGGCUGCAGGAGCUGAGGGGCCAUUCUCAGCAAAUCACAGCCAUGACCACCUUCACCUGUAACAAAGGAGGCGCGUCGCACACCUCGCUCAUCACGGCCUCGUCGGACCGAAGUCUCAGUCUGUGGGACCCCGAUACCGGCCACAGGGUUCAGACUAUUUCCGAUCUGCAGUCCUCUGUGAAGUGCUUGCUGGUGCUGGAGCGGCUGUGUGUGUGGGUCUCCGGCGCCGAGGAGCUGUGUGUGUGGAACGAGGACUUUCAGCUGCAGUGUCAGAGUCAGAACCACAGCGACGCUGGAAUUACUGCUUUGAUAGAGCUGCCCAAGAACUGCAUAGCAGCUGCUGUGGAUAAAGACAUCGUGAUCUUCAGGCUGACGGUCUCCACUGAUUCCUCCAUGUCGGUGGCGGAGGUCCGCCGCCUGUCCGACCACCAGGACCGGAUUCGAGCUCUCAUCAACGUCAACGACGGGCUCUUCGCCAGCGGCUCCCACGCCAGCGAGUUGAUCCUGUGGGACGCCAUUGAUUGGAACAUCCACGGCUACGAGCACAUCCUGUGGGAGGAGUCACAAGUCGGCGCGCAGCCCGAAAUACGAUUGGCUGCUCACAAACCCAGUGAGAUGUCAAUCCAGCAUCUGACCACCAACGGCAGGCACAUCCUGGCGGCGGUGGGCGGCGGCCUGUACGUGUACAGCGUUCUCUCCAAGGCGGUGGUGGCCUACAGGAAGUGCGCCCACGACUCCAAUGUCUUACACACCAUGCUGGCCUCUGACAGCCAGCUGAUGUCCUGCUCUGAGGACGGCAGCCUGAGGAUGUGGGAGAUCCAAGACCUGCCUUUACCCGGUGAACCGGCCUCUUCAGGGUUCUUUGGAAUGUGGACCUUCGGCCGCUCGAACAAACCGCCCGGCGUCGCGCCCAAGAAGGCGGCGGAGGCCGCGGGCAUCAGGACGCUGGAGCUGACGGGCGAUCUGAUCGGACACUCGGGGGCGGUCCAGAUGUUUGUGAGCUUCGGGGAGAGCGGCCUGGUCACCUGCUCCACGGACCACCUGCUGAUCCUGUGGAAGAACGGAGAGCGGCAGUCCGGCCUGCGCAGCCGCGCCCUGUUCCACAAGCUGGAGGAGAGCGGAGGCCUCUGACCUUUUGACCUUUUAACGAGUCACUGUGAUGAUUAUUGAUAGUUGAACGGUCGCCGUUUGCCCCAUGACAAAGUAUUUAACAUUAAAACUGAAAAUCAAAAUGA
Gasterosteus aculeatus aculeatus (three-spined stickleback) is the source of this 1686-nucleotide messenger RNA. It is a transcript of the gene wdr41, whose product is annotated as WD repeat domain 41. The record is from RefSeq and is a predicted model, not a curated record. Gene Ontology annotation, biological process: regulation of autophagy. Gene Ontology annotation, cellular component: lysosomal membrane. Gene Ontology annotation, molecular function: protein binding. NCBI's taxonomy places the organism in Eukaryota, Metazoa, Chordata, Actinopteri, Perciformes, Gasterosteidae.